Closterium sp. NIES-65 is the source of this 981-nucleotide messenger RNA. Lineage: Eukaryota; Viridiplantae; Streptophyta; Zygnematophyceae; Desmidiales; Closteriaceae. The record is from the annotation of a GenBank genome assembly.
AUGCCAGCUGCAUGGUGUAGGCCGCCUCUGGGGGAGGGCGCAUCCGGACAGGCAGGGGGAGGGAAUAUUAGAGAAGGGAAACAGGAGCGGCUCUACUCACCAGAGCAGGCGGCUCUACUCACCAGAGCAGGCGGCUCUACUCACCAGAGCAGGCGGCUCUACUCACCAGAGCAGGCGGCUCUACUCACCAGAGCAGGCGGCUCUACUCACCAGAGCAGGCGGCUCUACUCACCAGAGCAGGCGGCUCUACUCACCAGAGCAGGCGGCUCUACUCACCAGAGCAGGCGGCUCUACUCACCAGAGCAGGCGGCUCUACUCACCAGAGCAGGCGGCUCUACUCACCAGAGCAGGCGGCUCUACUCACCAGAGCAGGCGGCUCUACUCACCAGAGCAGGCGGCUCUACUCACCAGAGCAGGCGGCUCUACUCACCAGAGCAGGCGGCUCUACUCACCAGAGCAGGCGGCUCUACUCACCAGAGCAGGCGGCUCUACUCACCAGAGCAGGCGGCUCUACUCACCAGAGCAGGCGGCUCUACUCACCAGAGCAGGCGGCUCUACUCACCAGAGCAGGCGGCUCUACUCACCAGAGCAGGCGGCUCUACUCACCAGAGCAGGCGGCUCUACUCACCAGAGCAGGCGGCUCUACUCACCAGAGCAGGCGGCUCUACUCACCAGAGCAGGCGGCUCUACUCACCAGAGCAGGCGGCUCUACUCACCAGAGCAGGCGGCUCUACUCACCAGAGCAGGCGGCUCUACUCACCAGAGCAGGCGGCUCUACUCACCAGAGCAGGCGGCUCUACUCACCAGAGCAGGCGGCUCUACUCACCAGAGCAGGCGGCUCUACUCACCAGAGCAGGCGGCUCUACUCACCAGAGCAGGAGUCGCAUGUGUGACCCCACACGCUCGCCACCACCCUCCCAUGCUCCUCCCGCGGCUGCUGCUGCUGCUGCUGCUGCUGCUGCUGUGUAUCCCCCAUACUGA